This is a messenger RNA of Amphibalanus amphitrite, 3111 nucleotides long. RefSeq lists its product as uncharacterized. Gene Ontology annotation, molecular function: exonuclease activity; nucleic acid binding. The coding region runs from base 223 to 2466 and encodes 747 amino acids. The record is from RefSeq and is a predicted model, not a curated record. NCBI's taxonomy places the organism in Eukaryota, Metazoa, Arthropoda, Thecostraca, Balanomorpha, Balanidae. Gene Ontology annotation, cellular component: nucleus. The transcript has 18 exons.
UUUGGUCAGGACUUGGGAACUCAACAAUUACUGAACUUGAACUGUAAUUGGGCCCAGAAAAUUGUCAAAACAGUCGUGAAUCGCAUGCCAAUAUGAAUAAAAAUGUUGUCACAAAAUUGAAAUGCUAGGAAAAAGGAAGGUCUGUUUUACUGCCUAGCACGGUGCCCGCUAAGGGAGGUCAGGUGGUUAACCCCAAGUUCAGUGGAGCUGUCAUCUGUCAUAAUGUCAAAAUGUUCGGUCCUAGAAGCCGCCUUGAGGCACAACCCGCUGUUUUUCCUGAUGUCUCCCAACUCUGUGAAGAAGCUCACAGCAGACGAGGGAAGGUCGCCGGGCGUCUCAGCUGCCGCGGACACCUGUGGCGGGCCGGCCCAGUCGGAGGAGCAGUCGCAGGAGGCAUCCUCAGCGGCGGCCGAUCUCUCUGCGCACUCAGCAGAGUCGGCCCCGGCCGUCCCCUCGGCCAGGGCGCUAAGUCGCCGGGAGCGGAAGCGGAAGAAGCUGCAGGCCCUGCUGGAGCUGGUCGUCAGAAAUGAUUCAGCCAAGACAGCGGCCUCGGACGCCGCGGAGACGGCGGUGCCCAGUAAGAAGGCCCGCCGGGAGCCGCAGCAGACGGAGCGGCUGGACGGCGACACCACGAGUGCAGAGCGGGAGGACCAGGACCAGCGGAAGGACCAGGACCAGGACCAGCGGAAGGACCGGGACCAGGACCAGCAGAAGGACCGGGACCAGGCUGGGGCCGCGGCCGCCGACUACCGACUGCUCCGCCAGACGCUGCGCAAGAAGCGCCGAAAACAGCGUGUGCCCGAGUUCCGACUGUCCUGUACGGGCGACCACGCCUCGCUGCUAAUGGCCGCCCACAGUCGGACGCCCAUCUUCCUGCGCGACGUACAGACGCUGCUGCUGAACGCAGUGGUGCCCGAGCACGCGCCCUGGCCCACCCGGUGGUGUAACCUCUCUCACGCGGACCGGCUGCGCCGCACGCUGGCCGUGGUCGUGGACGGCCUGUCGCUGAGGGAGCUCCAGGAGCACAGGGAUGUGUUCCAGUCGACCCUGACGCUGUUCCCUCACCAGACGGAGCUGAUCUCUCCGGCCCACUAUGGUACCAGCGUGGCGGAGGAGAUCCUGAACGUGCCGCUCAGCAUGACGCACAAACACCGCCUGGUCAAACAGCUGGGCAGUCUGGACGGCGCGGUGCAGGCGGGUCUGAUCCGCCGCCAGUGGGGCGACUCCGAGUCCCCCGGCGCCGGCGCGCCGCUGCCGCGCACCCUGCCGGAGCCGGCCGCCGUCGGGAGGACCGCUCUGCUGCUGGAUAUUUCGCAGCUCAUGGACGAGGGCUACCCGCUGCCCGGCGCCGGACAGUACAGCAAACAGUUCGCCGGAUUCGUGCCCACCAAGGACAAAUACAAACCGGUGACGGACCAGUCCCCGAUGUACUCGAUCGACUGCGAGAUGUGCGUCACGCGCAGCGGCUCCGAGCUGACCAGCAUCUCCGUACUGGACGAGUCCGAGCAGCUCGUCUACGGCACGCUGGUCAAACCGGACAACCCCAUCCUCGACUACGUGACCCGGUACUCGGGCAUCACAGCGGAGCGACUGGAGGGGGUGACGACUCGGCUCGAGGACGUGCAGAAGGCGCUGCGGGAGCUGCUGCCGGCAGACGCCAUCCUCAUCGGACAGAGCUUCAACCACGACCUGCGCGCCAUGCAGAUGAUGCACCCGUACAUUAUCGACACGAGCGUCAUAUUCAACGUGACGGGGGUGCGGCACCGCAAGACCAAGCUGUCGCUGCUGUCCUACAUGUUUCUCGGAGAGACUAUACAGAACGAUGUGACCGGCCACGACGCCACUGAGGACGCCCUGGCGGCUCUGCGACUGGUGCAGCGUAAACUGGCGCGCGGCUACACGUACGGGGACGCGGCGCAGGGUGGCUACGUGCCCUGUAUGAACGGCAGCGGUCCGGAGCCCGAGGACGACUCGGCGCUGCCGGCGGCCGUCAACAUGGACGGCUACUACACCAGCCUGCUGGGACGGGUCCAGGAGGUCGGCGUUACCACGUCGAUCGUGGCCUCCGGACCGGGGGCCGACAUCUACCGCGUGGCGUGUGAGGCUACCAGCCACCCGUCCCUGAGCCUGGACCACGUCCCCAGCAACCGGCAGGCGUGUGACCGGGCCGGCCGGCUGGUGAGCUCUGCCGACCUGACCCUGUGUCACAUGGAGCUCAGAGACCGGCUGCACUGGUCGUGGCCGGCGGGCCGGCGGCGGCGCCACCUGGCGCGGCUCGACAAACGCCUGCGCCGGCUGUACCGGGCCGCGCCGGAGCGCUGUCUCAUCACCGUGGUGUGCGCCGGGGCCGGCGGGCAGACGGGAGACGUAGAGAACGGAGUCUGCCUCACCGCAGUCAAAUUGUCAGACGACGACGUGGCGCGCAGCUCCGCCGAUAACGACGACGACACGGACGACCACAGCUGAUGGCGUCACUGCGCGGGCACUAGGUACUGUGUGACGUCACUCUGCGGGCACUGGGUACAGUGUGAAGUCACUAUGCGGGCACUGGGCACAGUGUGACGUCAUUUCACAUCUCUGGACGUUCUAAUGUACUGCCAGGGCUGGGACAUUUGUUCAUAAGGGGGAAUUUGAUGGGGUAUCGCGACCGGAUGCGUUGUUUUCUGUUUGUGUGAAUUUCGCUGUGGAUGUUGUUACUUGUGUUGAUGAAAUGCUGGUUUCACAUGUUUCCGAAGUGCCUCUGCAUCUACAUAGUGACGCCACACCUAAGUGUGGCCGAAACCAACAUUGUCAAUUUUUACACAUUGCUCUUUUUGUGUUUUGGCUUUUUGGCCUUUGCUCGACCGAAAUUCCGCGACUUUAGGCUGGUGUGUCAUUGCCGUUUGCUAUGAGCAGGGUACAAAAUACAAAUGUCUGCUGUUGACCCGCGGAUCCCUCGGCUAUCUAGCGAAAUACGCGCUGGUGUGUGAGUAAACUAUGAAAAUUCAAUUAGAGACCAGUCUGGUGCGACGUGUACAAAACACGAACUGGCGAUUUAGGCUGUAUGAGGCCCGUGAUUCAGCGAUCACCGCUCAGUAACAGUGUAAAAUACAAUACAGUGGUACAAACCAA